Molecule: messenger RNA, 1883 nt
Organism: Lactuca saligna
Lineage: Eukaryota; Viridiplantae; Streptophyta; Magnoliopsida; Asterales; Asteraceae
Source: the annotation of a GenBank genome assembly
AUCUUGAUUUGUGUUUUUCUUUGAAUUUGGAUUCUCUUUUCCAAGAAAGUUAAAAAAAAAAAAAAAAACACCCUUUAAGAUUUUCACUAUAAAUAAUCUUUGGGGUUGCAUAAAGCAUAACCGGUGAGAAUUUCAAUGGGGGUUUUUCAACUAUGGCUGAUAUCUCUAGUCACGAUUCCAUUCCUAUGCUCGUUGGAAUCAGUGAACGGAAUUGGGGCAAAUUGGGGAACGCAGUCGUCGCACCCACUUCCGCCGGAAACGGUGGUGAGGAUGCUGACAGAUAACGGAAUCCAAAAGGUGAAGCUUUUUGACGCCGAUUAUGGUGCGCUAAAAGCUUUGGGUAAGUCUGGAAUUGAAGUUAUGGUUGGAAUUCCUAACGACAUGCUUGCUACCAUGGCAAGUAGUAUGAAAGCUGCCGAAAAAUGGGUUUCGAAAAAUGUCUCCGAUCAUAUCAACAAUAAUGUUAAUAUAAGAUAUGUUGCAGUAGGAAACGAACCAUUCUUGUCAACAUACAACGGAACGUUUCUAAAAACCACCUUGCCGGCGCUCCAAAACAUCCAGGCGGCGCUAAUCAAAGCCGGGCUCGGCCCCAAAGUCAAGGUCACCGUCCCCCAAAACGCCGACGUCUACGAGAGCUCAACCGGUGUUCCAUCAAGCGGCGAUUUCCGAACAGACAUUCACGAUUUCAUGAUCCAACUCACCAAAUUCCUAAACGAAAACGGAUCUCCAUUCACAGUCAACAUCUACCCCUUCAUAAGCCUCUACAUCGACUCCAAUUUUCCAGUGGAAUACGCGUUCUUCGACGGAAACGCAGCUCCGGUGAACGACGGCGGCACCACCUACACAAACAUGUUCGAUGCCAACUACGAUACCCUCGUGUGGGCCCUACAAAAGAACGGAUUCACAAAUAUGGGAAUCAUAGUGGGUGAAAUUGGGUGGCCGAGCGACGGAGAUCGAAACGCGAAUAAUCAACUAGCGCAAAGGUUUAUGCAAGGGUUCAUGAGUCAUAUUGCCGGAAAUAAAGGGACGCCAUUGAGAACAGGUCCGAUUGAUGCUUAUUUGUUUAGUUUAAUCGAUGAAGAUGAGAAAAGUAUCCAACCGGGGAACUUUGAAAGACAUUGGGGGGUUUUUUCUUACGAUGGGCAACCGAAAUACGCGUUGAACCUUGGAAUGAACAAUGCCGGAGCUUUGAUUCCGGCGAAUGGGGUGAAGUAUUUACAGAAGAAAUGGUGUGUGAUGAAGGAUUCAGCGAGAUUAGAUGAUCCAUCGAUUGCACAAUCGGUGAGUUACGCUUGUGCUCUUGGGGAUUGCACGAGUCUUGGAUAUGGAACUUCUUGUGGUGAUUUGGAUGCAAGAGGGAAUGUUUCUUAUGCUUUUAACAGUUAUUAUCAGAAGAAUGAUCAAGCCGAUGAAGCCUGCAAGUUUCCGAAUGUUUCCACGAUUACGAAAGAGGAUCCAUCUAAGGGGACAUGCCAGUUUAAUAUUAUGAUUGUGCCGUAUUAUGGAGGGGCAAAUCGGUCAUUUCAGUCGAUUUGGUCGUUCCUUCUUGGAUUGGUUAUGUUUUUACUAUUGUGAGUUUGACUUUUUUGGUGAAACUUUGGUGGAAGAUUGAAAUUUUGGGGAUGUUUGAUGUUUGAUGUUUGGGUAGAUAUUUAAGAAGGUAGUUUGAUUUUAAUUAAUGGAAGUGUGAAAGUAGAGGGAUGUGGAUGAAUGUUUCUGAAACCUUGGGGUGUAGUUUGAGCGUAAUUGUAUUUAUAUGGCUUGAAUAUGAAACGUUGAUGUGCUAUAGCCUAUAGCUAGUUGUAUCCUAUUUAUCUCGUGGGCUCGUGGUGUUAAUGUGUUAUGUUUUACCCCUCAUUUUUCAUCAAUUACUAAAGUCUGCC